This is a messenger RNA of Mercurialis annua (annual mercury), 1105 nucleotides long. RefSeq names its product mitogen-activated protein kinase kinase 9-like. Gene Ontology annotation, molecular function: protein serine/threonine kinase activity; ATP binding. NCBI's taxonomy places the organism in Eukaryota, Viridiplantae, Streptophyta, Magnoliopsida, Malpighiales, Euphorbiaceae. The transcript has a single exon. The coding region runs from base 79 to 1101 and encodes 340 amino acids. Gene Ontology annotation, cellular component: cytoplasm. The record is from RefSeq and is a predicted model, not a curated record. Gene Ontology annotation, biological process: protein phosphorylation.
ACAAGGUAUUUCUCUCUAAAUCUCAGUCUUCAUUCAGUGCUUUGUUCUUCUUUAUUUUCAUUCAUAAAGAUUAGCAAUAUGACUAAAAGUGAAACCUGUUUACGAGUUUGUUCAAAAAUCCUGAAACCAAAUAAUAUUAUAAAACCUAAACGAAGAACAAACCUCAGUAUCUCCCUUCAAGAAGUUCUCAAAGUUGAGUCCAAGUUCUUGCCGAUAUCUAGCAACAAAUAUGGUGGCGUGGCUCAAGAAGAUUUGGAAGAAUUAUGUGUUCUUGGCCGUGGAAAUUACGGCGUGGUUUACAAGGUACGACAUCGUUCAACUUCAGAAAUUUACGCAUUGAAAGUCAUUCAAGAAGAUAUCAUGAUGAAGUCUGUUACAUCGAACUCUAAUCCUUCACAAGAGAUAGAAAUCUUAACGGGUUCGGAUUCGCCUUUUCUCACCAAAUGCUACGGAGUUUUCGACCGUAAAGUCGGCGAAAAAGCGAUUAUAAUGGAGUAUAUGGAAGCCGGAACGGUCGAAUCCCUACUGAAAAACCAUGGUCCUUUCCCGGAGUAUGUGCUCGGCCAUAUCGCUUACCAGGUGCUGAACGGCCUUAGUUAUCUCCAUGCACGUCACAUAGCCCAUCUGGAUAUCAAGCCUGCAAAUCUUCUGGUUAAUAAAGAUAUGAAGGUCAAAAUUAGUGACUUUGGGAUCAGCAAAAUUGUCGACAAGAAUGCAGAUGGUGACUUCCUUGGGAGCCAAGGAACGUAUGCUUAUAUGAGUCCUGAGAGGUCAGAUUCAGGGACCUUUGGGUUAGGGUUUCCGUUUGCGGGUGACGUAUGGUCUUUAGGUGUGAGUCUGUUGGAGUUAUGUGUAGGGCAUUUUCCAUUCUUCUCGGCUGAUCAGAAACCUAAUACGGUGGAGAUUGUGAUGAAGGUUUGUUAUGGAGAGUUAGAUGAAUUCUUGCCGGAGGAAGCAUCGGAAGAGUUUUUGAGUUUUCUCAGGUGUUGCUUGGAGAAAGAUCCCUGUAAGAGAUGGUCCUCUUCUCAGUUGCUGACUCAUCCUUUCAUUUGCAUGGACAAAGAUCCAAUUCCUUGUAAUUUGCUGGAUUCACUUAUUUGAUAGA